This is a messenger RNA of Marmota flaviventris (yellow-bellied marmot), 3279 nucleotides long. RefSeq names its product nuclear factor of activated T cells 4 (gene Nfatc4). Gene Ontology annotation, molecular function: DNA-binding transcription factor activity, RNA polymerase II-specific; transcription factor binding; RNA polymerase II cis-regulatory region sequence-specific DNA binding. The record is from RefSeq and is a predicted model, not a curated record. Gene Ontology annotation, cellular component: transcription regulator complex. Gene Ontology annotation, biological process: calcineurin-NFAT signaling cascade; regulation of transcription by RNA polymerase II; cytokine production. NCBI's taxonomy places the organism in Eukaryota, Metazoa, Chordata, Mammalia, Rodentia, Sciuridae.
GGAGCAUCCCGAGUAGCCAAUCAGGGAUAGGCUGGGGGGGCCGCUUUGAAGAAGUUUGGGGGAAAAAAGUUUGGAAAAGUUUCUAUAAUAACGAGGGGGCGUCCGGAGGGAGGCGGCAGAGACGGAGGAGGGGGCGUCUCAGAAAAAGGGAGGGAGGGAGCCACUCGCGUGAAGAUACAGCAGCCUCCUGAGCUCCCCCCUCCCACCCAGGCCGGGACCUGGGGGCUCUGUCCGGAUCCAUGGGGGCAGCGAGCUGCGAGGAUGAGGAGCUGGAAUUUAAGCUGGUGUUCGGGGAGGAAAAGGAGGCCCCCCCGCUGGGCGCGGGGGGGUCGGGGGAAGAACUGGACUCCGAGGAUGCCCCACCAUGCUGCCGUUUGGCCCUGGGGGAGCCCCCUCCCUAUGGCGCUGCCCCUAUUGGCAUUCCCCGACCUCCACCCCCUCGGCCUGGCAUGCACUCACCACCGCCCCGUCCGGCUCCUUCACCUGGCACCUGGGAGAGCCAGCCUGCCCGGUCGGUGAGGCUGGGAGGGCCAGGAGGGAGUGCUGGGGGUACUGGGGGUGGCCGUGUUCUUGAGUGUCCCAGCAUUCGCAUCACCUCCAUCUCUCCCACUCCUGAGCCACCGGCCCCACUAGAAGACAAUCCUGAUGCCUGGGGGGACAGUUCUCCCAGAGAUUAUCCCCCGCCGGAAGGCUUUGGGGGCUACCGAGAGGCCGGAGGCCAGGGUGGAGGGGCCUUCUUCAGCCCCAGCCCAGGCAGCAGCAGUUUGUCCUCGUGGAGCUUCUUCUCCGACGCCUCGGAUGAGGCAGCCCUGUAUGCCGCCUGCGAUGAGGUGGAGUCUGAGCUAAAUGAGGCCGCUUCCCGCUUUGGCCUGGGCUCGCCACUGCCCUCGCCCAGGGCUUCCCCUAGGCCAUGGACCCCUGAGGAUCCCUGGAGCCUGUACGGUCCUAGCCCCGGAGGGCGGGGUCCUGAGGACAGCUGGCUACUCCUCAGCGCUCCUGGGCCCACCCCAGCCUCCCCUCGUCCUGCUUCUCCCUGUGGCAAGCGGCGCUAUUCCAGCUCCGGAACCCCAUCAUCGGCUUCUCCAGCCCUAUCCCGCCGUGGCAGUCUGGGGGAAGAGGGGCCUGAGCCACCUCCUCCUCCCCCAUUGCCUCUGGCACGGGACCCUGGCUCCCCUGGCCCCUUUGACUACGUGGGGGCCCCAACAUCAGAGAGCAUCCCUCAGAAGACCCGAAGGACUUCAAGCGAGCAGGCAGUGGCUCUGCCUCGGUCCGAGGAGACUGCUUCGUGCAAUGGAAAGCUGCCUUCGGGAGCAGAGGAGGCUGUGGCUCCUUCAGGUGGUUCCCGGAAGGAGGUAGCUGGUAUGGACUACCUGGCAGUGCCUUCUCCCCUUGCGUGGUCCAAGGCCCGGAUUGGGGGACACAGCCCUAUCUUCAGGACCUCUGCCCUACCCCCUCUGGACUGGCCUCUGCCCAGCCAGUAUGAGCAGCUGGAGCUGAGGAUCGAGGUGCAGCCUAGAGCCCACCACAGGGCCCACUAUGAGACAGAGGGCAGCCGGGGAGCUGUCAAAGCUGCUCCUGGUGGUCACCCUGUAGUCAAGCUCCUAGGCUACAGUGAGAAGCCACUGACCCUACAGAUGUUCAUUGGCACUGCAGAUGAAAGGAACUUGAGGCCUCAUGCAUUCUAUCAGGUGCACCGCAUUACUGGGAAGAUGGUAGCCACUGCCAGCUAUGAAGCUGUCGUCAGUGGUACCAAAGUAUUGGAGAUGACCCUGCUCCCUGAGAACAACAUGGCUGCAAACAUUGACUGUGCUGGAAUCUUGAAGCUUCGGAAUUCAGACAUUGAGCUGCGGAAGGGUGAGACAGACAUCGGACGCAAAAACACGCGUGUGCGACUGGUGUUUCGGGUGCACGUGCCACAGGGCGGAGGCAAGGUCGUCUCGGUGCAGGCAGCAUCGGUGCCCAUUGAGUGCUCCCAGCGCUCAGCCCAGGAGCUGCCCCAGGUGGAAGCCUACAGUCCCAGUGCUUGCUCAGUGAGAGGAGGCGAGGAACUAGUACUGACUGGCUCCAACUUCCUGCCGGACUCCAAGGUGGUGUUCAUUGAGAGGGGCCCUGAUGGAAAGCUGCAAUGGGAGGAGGAGGCCACAGUGAACCGAUUGCAGAGCAAUGAGGUGACACUGACCCUGACUGUCCCUGAGUACAGCAACAAGCGUGUGUCCCGGCCAGUCCAGGUCUACUUUUAUGUCUCCAAUGGGCGGAGGAAGCGCAGUCCUACCCAGAGUUUCAAGUUCCUGCCUGUGAUCUUCAAGGAGGAGCCCCUACCAGACUCAUCUCUCCGGGGCUUCCCUUCAGCAUCGGGCCCCCCUUUUGGCACUGACAUGGACUUCUCACCACCCAGGCCCCCCUACCCCUCCUAUCCCCAUGAAGACCCUGCUUAUGAAAAUCCUUACCUGUCAGAAGGUUUUGGCUAUGGCACGCCCCCUAUGUACCCACAGACAGGGCCCCCACCAUCUUACAGAUCAGGCCUGCGGAUGUUCCCUGAAUCUCGGGGUACCACAGGUUGUGCCCGCCCACCUCCAGUCUCCUUCCUUCCCCGCCCCUUCCCUAGUGACCCAUAUGGAGCACGGGGCUCCUCUUUUCCCCUGGGACUUUCAUUCUCUCCUCCAGCCCCCUUUCGGCCUCCACUACCUUCAUCCCCACCACUUGAAGGCCCCUUCUCUACCCAAAGUAGUGUUCAUUCCCUACCCGCUGAGGGAUACAAUGAGGUAGGGCCAGGCUAUGGCCCUGGGGAGGGGGCUCCGGAGCAGGAGAAAUCCAGGGGUGGCUACAGCAGCGGCUUCCGAGACAGUGUCCCUAUCCAGGGUAUCACGCUGGAGGAAGUGAGUGAGAUCAUUGGCCGAGACCUGAGUGGCUUCCCUGCACCUCCUGGAGAAGAGCCUCCUGCCUGAACCACCACCUGGCAAACCCAGCCCAAGUCUCAGCCCUGCCUGCUUCCCCUUCUACCUGGAUGCUGGCUCCAGAAGCUUUGGGCCAACUCUAGUUUCUUUUUCCCCAGCUUCUGCCUGUCUCCCCUCCUCUCCCACCAAAUGAGGUGUGGCCCCCAGGCCUGGUGCUGCCUUGAAGGACUGGGGGAGGGAUUGUGUAGAGGGCAGAGGAAGGGGGUGGAGACCGAGGCUGGGUGCCAGAACUGACAGGUGGAGAUGAUGUCCAGCUUGUGUGCAGGCUAUGGUGCUGUGAGGCUGGGGACAGGUUGAUGGGUAAUAAACUGCUCACUGACCAGUG